CGUAAAGGUACGGCCCCACUGAACGCGAUUUGCGAUUUUGCGUUUUGCGAUUGCGUUUUGCGUUUUUACGAUUUUAUCAAAAUUAUAGAAUAACUAUGACGUGGCCACACUGUCAGCGUUUCGCGUUUUGCGUUUUACGAUAUAUCGCUUUUAACGCAGAUAAAUCAAAAUAGUUUGUUUUCAUGCGAUUAAUCGUUCUUGAAAAGUCCACGAUGUCGGUUGAUUCAGAAAAAUUAGCUGCUGCAGUUUUUUUAAAAGAACCAAUUUGGAACCCUCGCCAUGCUGGUCAUAGAAGUAGGACCAUUAUUCAACAGUGUUGGUCUGAUUUAAGCAAAGAGAUGAUUGUAGAUGCGGAAACACUGAAAGCAAAAUGGAAAAAUAUGAGGGACUAUUAUCGCGCUGAAUUGAAAAAACAUCCUUUAGGAAAAUCGGGAGCUGGAGCUGAGGAUGUUAGUAAUUCUACGUGGCCGUUAUUUAAAUGUUUGUCAUAUUUACGAAAUACAAUGCAAACAAGAACUCGUUCCACAAACAUUACAUCGAAUUUCAACUCGUCAGAAGAAGUAGACAUUGAGUCAAAUUCAUCGCAUGCAUAUGAUGUGUGCCAGACUCAAGAUAAUGAUAAUUUUACACAAUAUAGUUCGAAUAUUAUUGAUGCCGAUCUAGAUAAUACAGACUCCGAUGUAAGUCCUGCAGGUGGAUUAAAAAGAAGAAACUACGAUGUACCACAUAGACAAACGGCAGUAAAUAAUUUUAGACGGGAAUUAUUAAAUAUGGAAGCUAAAAAACUUAAACUUUUAGAAAACGAAGAAAAAGAAGAUGAGGAUUUGUUAUUUUUAAAAAGUUUAUUGCCUGAUCUAAAAAAAUUAUCGCAAACACAGAAAAUGAGGACAAAAAUUAAAUUUCAAGAGAUUUUACUUCAAGAAACUUUAAAUAUAUUACAAUCAACACCAACGACAAAUCAAACAACCGUGGUCAGCAGUUUUCCAUAUAGUGCCCAAUGGCAAAUAAAUAAUGAGGGAACACAAACUUUCGAAACUAAUUUUUCUUAAAGUUUUUUUUUAACGUUGAUUAUUUAAGUAAUUUUAUAGCAAGACGCUAAUUAAUUGUUUUUAAAAUUUUUUUUUAAAUUUUAAUUAUUUAAAAUAAUUUAAGUAAUUUUAUAGCAAGACGCUAAUGAAUUGUUUUUUAAUUUUGAUUUUUUAAAAAUAUUUAAGUUUUUGUUAUUGCAAGACGCUACACCUAGACCUAGUAUUUAAUUUAAUAUGAUUAUAACUUUUUAAAGUCAAUUUUAUUGAAGAUAAUUAAUUGUUUUUUUUCAUUUAUUAUGCUAU
Molecule: messenger RNA, 1331 nt
Organism: Acyrthosiphon pisum (pea aphid)
Lineage: Eukaryota; Metazoa; Arthropoda; Insecta; Hemiptera; Aphididae
Exons: 2
Coding region: 183-1049 (288 amino acids)
Biological process (GO): regulation of transcription by RNA polymerase II
Cellular component (GO): nucleus; transcription regulator complex
Molecular function (GO): DNA binding
Source: RefSeq, a predicted model, not a curated record